Molecule: messenger RNA, 2042 nt
Organism: Solanum tuberosum (potato)
Lineage: Eukaryota; Viridiplantae; Streptophyta; Magnoliopsida; Solanales; Solanaceae
Product: protein PHR1-LIKE 1-like
Exons: 8
Coding region: 280-1632 (450 amino acids)
Molecular function (GO): DNA binding; DNA-binding transcription factor activity
Source: RefSeq, a predicted model, not a curated record
GCUCUCCGUAAGUGAAAAGCGCGUGUAGUCAACCUCCAUCUCUGCAAGUAGGCACUGUACUACUAGAAUACAAAAUUCUCAGCCAACCAAAAAAAUCAACGUUCAUCGUUCAAAUUCUUUCGAUUUCGCCGGCGAUGAUAUGAAAUCCCCCAAAAUCUGCAAAAACGAUUUAUCUGUUUAUACAUACAGGAAUCAAUCUUGGAAACGGGUUACUAAGAAAUUAGAAGAUACUAAUUGAGGAGAAUAUAGUAGUGUGCUGUACUCAUCCACAAAGUUCAAAUGGAAGCACGCCCUGCUGUGUCUGUUCAAAGGGUGGUUGCAAAUCAACUCAGUAAUUGUGGUGCAUCAGGGGCACUUUCUUCUUCCUUCUCUAUGUUUCCAACAGCCCUAGGAGAAAAGUACCCUAAGUUUCCAGACUUGCAGCAGGCUUCGAUGGAGAAGGAGCUCAAGCAACAUCCUGGAACUGUUGUCUCUUCUUUGCCUUCCAACAGUGGGGCUGUUGGUCUUAUGUUCUCAUCAUCAUCAGGAUUUUCCGCAGAUCUUCAGUUCUCAUCUGUUUCACCCCAGGAAAAGCAUCCAGGAUCUGCACCUUUCAUUUCUCAGUCAACAUAUAGUGAGACAUCGAUCCAAUUACCUCAUUCGGGAGUUCUUCAGUCCACAGCAUCAAGCCAAUAUUUGAAUGAAAACCAUGAACCCUGGUGUACAGAUCCAUUGCCUAAUUUCCUUGAUUAUUCGAUGAAUAACCCUGUCCAGAAUAGUCAGGUAGCUUGUAGCGAUAAACAAAGUGAUUGGCAGGAGUGGGCCGACCUUGUACUCAAUGAUGAAGAUGCUUUGCCUUCUAAUUGGAACGACAUCAUUGCUGAUACAAGUAUUGGCAACUCGGAGCUGAAGAUGCAAUUUCAGGAGGAAAAACAACCUUUGAAUUUCCCAAUGCAGCAAGUCCAAGCAUCACAGCAAAUCCCAGCUGUGCCUGUAGAAACUUCGGCUAUUGCUCCUGUAUCAUCCCCUGCAAGUAGUGCUGCAACAAAGCAACGCAUGCGUUGGACUCCAGAACUUCAUGAAGCCUUUGUUGAAGCAGUCAACAAGCUUGGUGGAAGUGAAAGAGCUACUCCCAAAGGGGUGCUAAAAAUGAUGAAAGUUGAGGGUUUGACCAUCUACCAUGUUAAAAGCCAUUUGCAGAAAUAUCGAACAGCUAGAUAUAAACCAGAAGCAUCAGAAGCUGGGUGUUCAGAGAAGAAACAAUCUUCACUAGAUGAUUUGGCAUCUCUGGACUUAAAGACGGGAAUUGAGAUCACUGAAGCAUUACGAUUGCAGAUGGAAGUUCAGAAGCGUCUCCAUGAACAGCUUGAGAUUCAAAGAAAUCUGCAGCUUCGUAUAGAAGAACAAGGGCGAUACCUCCAGAUGAUGUUUGAGAAGCAGUGCAAGUCAAUUCCUGGCGCAGACCCAACUAAAGGCUCAUCAUCUUCCACAGCAGAUGAUGCCUUUGCACAGUUGUCACAGGUUGACACUGCUAAAGAAGUUGAUCACGAGAAACAGAAAGAGCAGGAAAGAGAAGUUCUUGGAGAUCCUGAGACAAAUAUAACCAGCACAUCUGAUUCACCACCUUUGAAGCGCUCUAAAUUGGAUGAAUAAGCAUUUGUAGGUUCAAAACACCAUUGGUAGACUGUAGAAUAGUAAUAUAUUGACGCUUGGAACAUCAAAUCCUUGAGUAGAACGGAGUUGGCUCGUGAAGGAGCUAAAAAUAUCAUGAUAUUCUUUUCAUAGACAUUAUCUCGAGGGGCCAUGGCGUGUCCUCUCAUUUGACAUAGAUCAUAAAGAAAUAUCAAACCUUUGAUGUUAGAUUUGUGGCAUUUCAGAGUCAUCUUGGAAGGAAAACGAGGAACUAUUUGUUGUCCUCGUCGUAUCAAAUUCCAUCAUCUGGAAAUGUAGCUUGUCUGAACAUGAAUUGUUCUGUUAUAGUCUUAUGUAUCAGGAAGGAAAAUACUUCUUAUUGCUUGAAUUCUCAUCAGUCACAUUAUGUAAAUAUAAUCUUUGGCUAAGGA